UGUGUGUGUGUGCGUGGUUUGUUGAAGCGCAUCAACUUGUUGCUUGAUGUCAAACAUCAGUGUGUUUUAUUCCAUAUUUGAAUUGUGCUUCCAACAAGACAGAACGUAUCUUUUUGGAGCAAACAAGAAAUUGAAUUGAUCUUCAGCAGGAAGUCGGCGGCUGCGUGUCGCCAACAUGGAGGCCAGGGGAAAGUACGACUUCACAACAACAGUGUCGGGCCAGCUGAGCUUCAAGAAGGACGACGUAGUGAAGAUUUUAAGCACACACGGUAACUGGUUGAUGGCCGAGAUGGACGCGCUUGAAGGCCUGGUUCCAAAUAACUACAUCGACUUCCGGCUGCCGCGGUGGUUCCAGGAGCACCUCACUCGUAGCGCAGCCGAACAGCUGCUGAGCUCACAAGAUGUCGGACAUUUCGUGAUACGAGGAUGCCAAAGUUCACCCGGAAACUUCUCCAUCUCCGUCAAACACGAGAGCGACGUGCAACACUUCAAAGUGACCCGGGACCGGCAAGGCCAUUACUUCUUGUGGUCGGAGAUGUUCACCUCGCUCAACAAGCUGGUGGACUUCUACAAGACCACGUCCAUCUCCAAGACCAGCCAGAUCUACCUCCACGACACCAGAACCCUCUCGGCCCAGAAGCUUCAGGAGGAGCCGACUCAGUGCCUGGUCCGAACAGGAGGGAGCAGUGCCGACACGACACGCCCAUCUCAGGUUAAGGCCAUGUACGACUUCACCGCCGAGGAAGACGACGAGUUGAGUUUCUGCGCCGGGGACAUCAUCGAGGUUAUGGACAGCUCGGACACGUCGUGGUGGAGAGGACGGCUGAGGGACAAGAGCGGCUUGUUUCCCAGCAACUACACCAAACACCUGUGACGCUUCAGCAUAGGCCACGCCCCCACGCUGUGCAGCCACUCCUUUAACCAAGGUGCUCUUUGCUACACGUGAGCUCAUGUAGUUUUCACAUAGUUGUCGUGCACCUUUCAUGUAGUUUUCACAUAGUUGUUGCAUACUUUUUAUGUAGUUUUCACGUACUUGCUGCAUACUUUUCAUGUAGUUUUCACGUAGUUGUCAUUCACUUUUCAUGUAGUUUUCAUCUAGUUGUCACAUACUUUUCAUGUAGUAGUAGUACUUGUAGUUUUUACAUACUUUUUAUGUAGUUUUCACAUAGUUGUCGUGCACUUUUCUAGUAGUUUUUACAUAGUUAUUGUGCACUUUUCAUGUAGUUUUCACAGUUUUCACAUACUUUUCACGUAGUUUUCACAUAGGUGUCACAUACUUUUCAUGUAGUUUUCACGUAGUUGCGCUCUUUUCAUGUAGUUUUCAUGUAGUUGUUGCAUACUUUUUACAUAGGUGUCACAUACUUUUCAUGUAGUUUUCACAUAGUUGUCGCACACUUUUCAUGUAGUUUUCAUGUACUUGUCACAUAGUUGUCGCACACUUUACAUGUAGUUUUCAUCUAGUUGUCACAUACUUUUCAUGUAGUUUUCAUCUAGUUGUCACAUACUUUUCAUGUAGUUUUCUUGUAGUUUUUACAUACUUUUUAUGUAGUUUUCACAUUGUUGUUGUGGACUUUUCUAGUAGUUUUUACAUAGUCAUUGUACACUUUUCAUGUAGUUUUCACGUAGUUUUCACAUACUUUUCACGUAGUUUUCACAUAGGUUCACAUACUUUUCAUGUAGUUUUCACGUAGUUGUUGCAUACUUUUCACAUAGGUGUCACAUACUUUUCAUGUUGCUUUCACAUAGUUGUCGCACACUUUUCAUGUAGUUUUCAUGUACUUGUCACAUAGUUGUCGCACACUUUUCAUGUAGUUUUCAUCUAGUUGUCACAUACUUUUCAUGUAGUUUUCUUGUAGUUUUUACAUACUUUUUAUGUAGUUUUCACAUAGUUGUCGCACACUUUUCAUGUAGUUUUCAUCUAGUUGUCACAUACUUUUCAUGUAGUUUUCUUGUAGUUUUUACAUACUUUUUAUGUAGUUUUCACAUAGUUGACGUGCACUUUUCAUGUAGUUUUUACAUAGUUAUUGUGCACUUUUCACGUAGUUUUCACAUAGUUUUCACAUACUUUUCAUGUAGUUUUCACGUAGGUGUCACAUACUUUUCAUGUAGUUUUCACGUAGUUGCGCUCUUUUCAUGUAGUUUUCAUGUAGUUGCGCUUUUUUCAUGUAGUUUUCAUGUAGUUGUUGCAUACUUUUCACAUAGGUGUCACAUACUUUUCAUGUAGUUUUCACCUAGUUGUCGCACACUUUUCAUGUAGUUUUCACAUAGUUGUCACACAGUUGUCACAUACUUGUCACAUAGUUGUCACAUACUUUUCAUGUAGUUGUUGGCCACAACUACAUGAAAAGUAUGUGACAAGUACAUGAAAACUACAUGAAAAGUGUGUGACAACUAUGUGAAAACUACAUGAAAAUGAUGUGACACCUAUGUGAAAAGUGCAACAACUACAUGAACAGUAUGUGACAAGGACAUGAAAACUACAUGAAAAGUAUGUGACAAGUACAUGAAAACUACAUAAAAAGUGUGUGACACCUAUGUGAAAAGUAUGCAACAACUUGUUGCAUACUUUUCAUAUAGUUUUCAUGUACUUGUCACAUGCACUGUAGUUGUCUAGUCUUUUUCAUGUAGUUUUACAUACUUUGAACGUAGUUUUCGCAUACUUUUCAUGUUGUUUUUACAAACUUUUAACGUAAUGUCACAUACUUCAGAGGUACUUUUCACAUAGUUGUCACAUACUUUUCACGUAGUUGUCAUGUACUAUAGUUGACCCAUAUUUUUUAUGCAGUUUUCCCAUAGUUGCCAUCUACUGUAGUUGUUACGUACUUUUGUCAUAUAGUUGACGUGUAGUUGUCAUGUAAUUGUCCGAGCAGAAAAAUCCAAGUAACUAAAACUAAAAGUGUUUUUAAACUUGUCAGAAAAUUUACUUUUUGAAGUGUGAACGUUACCUGGAGAUGUUUGUUAUUGUUAACCACAAUAAAAGUGAAAAUAAAAUUAUACUGUUUUAUGUAGCAAGUUAAGUUGAGCUUGCAGACUGCAACCAUGCUAUUUGUUUCAUGACAUGCACAGGAAAUGGGAACUUUUAUUUUGAAAAAGAAAAGGUGUGAGGCUCACCCGGCUUGUGCAACGAGGAAGUGGUUUGUUUGUGGCUCAUCCUCCUCGCCUGCACUGCUUGCACUAAUGUGUGUGUGUGUGUGUGUGUGUGUGUGUGUGUGUGUGUGUGUGUGUGUGUGUGUGUGUGUGUGUGUGUGUGUGUGUGUGUGUGUGUGUGUGUGUGUGUGUGUGUGUGUGUGUGU
Nerophis lumbriciformis (worm pipefish) is the source of this 3293-nucleotide messenger RNA. Its product is annotated as GRB2-related adapter protein 2-like. Lineage: Eukaryota; Metazoa; Chordata; Actinopteri; Syngnathiformes; Syngnathidae. The record is from RefSeq and is a predicted model, not a curated record. Gene Ontology annotation, molecular function: protein binding.